GUGAGUGAAUGCGCAGGAUGCUGAGCUGAACAGCUGAUUCUGUGCAUUUAACCAGUAUGGACAGCUCUAUUCCGCAAACCUAGCAUCUAUCACAGUAUAUAAAAGGGAAGCAUUUUCACUGAAGGCUACGAAAGAAAGCGCACCAGCCACACUAUGGAGCGUCUUCUUCAAUCACCUGGCCGGACACGGGAAGAGCACCGGUACCAAACACCGCGUCCUUCAUCACAACUCCUCUCAAGGUCUGCCUUCAGCUUCGGCUCUCCAGCUCCGCUCAGAGGAAAUGAAACCCUUAGCGAAUUCGCCGCGAAACCGGCCGACAGCUUCGAUUACUCAAGCAAAUAUGCAGGUGCGAUGAAUCUGAGGAAAAUCAGUGAGAAAGAAUUACUGCAGGGGCUCAACGAUCGCUUCGCGGGAUUCAUCGAGAAGGUUCACCACCUGGAGAACCAAAACAGAGCUCUGGAGAAAGAAAUCGAAGCCAUUAGACUCAGAGCCAAAUCAUCUGCCUCUCUGUCCAAAGAGUAUGAGUCUGAACUCAGUAGUCUGAGGGAGCAAGUUCAUGAGAUGGGCCUUCAAAAGCACCAGAUUGAAAUCAACCGCCAGAACCUGGAGGACGAGUUCAACACUUUGAGAGAAAAGUACGAGAGGGAGACCCGUGGUCGUGUUGAUGCUGAGGAUGGCAUUUCAGUUCUAAAGAAAUGCAUUAAUGAUGCCUACCUUGCCAAACAAGAGAUGGACAGAAAAGCCAGAGCUCUACAGGAAGAGAUAGGCUUCCUGAAGAAAAACCAUGAAAGUGAGGUAGCUGAAAUGAUGGCACAAAUCGAAGAGGGUCAUAUGACUGCAGAAAUAAGUGAUUUUAGCAGAAGCGAUGUCACUGCAGCUCUGAGAGGCAUUAGGAUGCAACUUGAAGGUCACUCCGACUCCGACACCCGAUAUGCUGAGGAGCGCUUUCGAGCACAGUUUGCCAGACUGACCAAAGCUGCUGAGGUCAACAGGGAAGCGCUCAUGGCCACUAAAGCGGAGAUUAAUGAACACAGGAGACAGCUCCAGUCCAAGAACAUUGAGCUCGACUCCAUGAAAGGGGUGAGAGAAGGACUGGAGAGGCAGCUGUAUGACCUCGAGCAAAGGCACAAUGCUGAAAUCCAUCACUAUCAGGACACAAUCAGAGAGUUGGAAUUUGAGCUGAAAAAUGCUAAAUAUGAUAUGAGCAGUCAUCUGAGGGAGUACCAGGACCUUCUCAACGUCAAAAUGGCACUGGAUGCUGAAAUCUACUCCUACAGGAAACUUUUGGAAGGUGAAGAGUCAAGGUACUCUAUAAUCUCAGAUGCACAUAAUUCAGUACCAUACAUUUACAGACAGUCACCCAUCUAUACUCUCCCUUGUGUCAAAAGGCAGGGGGGAGCAACCCGAAAGGCAGAGCCUCAGUACAAAUUUGUUGAAGAGAUUAUUACAGAAACAACCAGAGAAGACGUGGAAAUCUCGGACACUGGCUCUGAAAAGAGUGGAGAGGACAGAGAGGAUGACAAAACAGAUGAGGAACGCAGUGAGAAAGAUGGUGAAACUCAACAAGAGGCGGCAGAUCCUGAAGAACCUGCUGUGGGGAAUGACACUGAAGAAGCAGUGACCGAAAAUGAACACAAACUAAGUGAUGAAAAAGAGGAUGAGCCAGUUGAGGAAAGUCCUGAGGGACAAAAAGAUGCUGACUCUGAACCAACGCAAGAAUCAAUGCCUACAGAAAAAGACAUUGAUGAAGUAGGUAAAGAUAGAGAAACAGACAAAAAAGGCACUGAGCUCAAAGACCAGAAGGUGGACACAAAGGGAAAAGAAGCACCUGAAGAAGAUGUAAAAAAGACAGAUGAACCAAUUAAAGAGAAAGAGGUUCCCAAAACUGAAGAGCGAGAAAUGCCUGAGAAAUCUGAUGACAAACCUUCUCUGGAGCCCAAAACAUUAGUGAACACUAAGCCCAGUGGAGAGACUGUUGAAGUUACUUCUCCAAAAACCGAAGAUGCCAAAAUCUCUUCUCAAGAUUCUACAACUGCAAAAUCACCAGAAAAAAAGAAAGAAACAGCCCCAGGGCCACCUGUAGUGAAAGAUACUCCCAAAGCAGACGAACAUGAUCUUGAUAAACCAACUACCGAAGAGAAGACUUCAGCAAAAACAGCAAAAGUGGAAGAAAAAUCUGAAAAAGACCAAGAGGAUAAUAACAAACAACCAGAGAAACCUGUGGAGAAAAAAGAGACUGAAUCAAAGGAGCAAAAAUCUGUGGAGUCUACAAAAGACAGCAAAGCUACUGAAGUGAUAGAUGAUGUGAAAACAGAAAAAGAUGAAGGUAUUAAAUCUAACGAAGCAGAAAAGGCAAAGGUAGAAGAACAGUCAAAGAAACAGGAGGACAGCAAAAGCGAUGGAAAUGUAGACACUGUGGCAAUUGAAACUACCAAGGUAAAAGAAACAGAAAAGAAGCAAGAAGACCUUCCCAAAGAAAAGUCUAAGACAGAGAGGGAUGACAAAAGUGACAGUGCAAGCAGUGCCAAAACUGAAAAAGAUGAUCGUGUUGCACCUAAAGAAUCUGAAAAGACACAGCAGGACCUUCCCAAGGUUGCGGAGGAAAAAUCACAACCUGAAAAAUUGCAGGAGAAACAGGAGGACAGCAAAAGUGACACUGUAAAAGCAGAACUUGCUAAACCUAAAGAAACAGAAAAGACACAAGAGGACCUUCCUAAAAUCACUGAAGAGAAGACACAACCUGAAAAGUCUCAGACACAGGAGGACAGCAAAAGUGACAGUGCAGGCAGCGUCGAAACCAAAAAGGUUGAAAGUGAUACACCUAAAGAAACUGGAAAGACACAAGAAGACCUUUCUAAAGUCAUGGAAGGAAAAUCUCAACCUGAAAAGCCACAGAAACAGGAGAACACCAAAAGUGAUGCUGUAAAACCAGAGAAUAUUGAACAUCCUAAACCUACGGAAACAAAGGACAAUUCCAAAGAUGUGGAACCGAAAUUGGAGAAGGUAAAGUCAGAGCUAAAGGAUGACGCUAAAAGUGACAGUGUGGACAUCAUCAAAACAGAAACCGCUAAACCAGCAAUGCCUAAAGAGUCUGAGGAGGAGCGAGAAAAGGAGGACAGCGGAAGUGUUAGCGCUGCAGAAAGUCUGAAAACAAACAAAGAUAAAGCUAAAACCAAGGAAGAAUCGGUUGAUGAGACGCAGAGUACUCAAUUCCCCAAAGCCCAGGAAACGACAUCUGAACAAAAGGACACUAAAGAAAACAAAGUGAAGAUGCCUGGAAAAGCCGAAGAGGGGAAUACUGUGACGACCAAAGGCAGCAAAGAUGUGAAGAGUGAAGACACUGUCCCAAAAGACAAAAAAUCAGGUGAAGUGAAGGCUCCAGCAGCAACCAAAACUGAAGACAAAACUGUGAAGUCAGAUCAGGUCAAAGAGACCAAGAAGACGGACAGCGUGGACACCAAAGCUUCUUAAACUCCCCAGUGUGGUAUAGAAAAUCAAUUGCUGCAGAAAAUUGCUAAGAAAAGACAGUAAGCAGCCUUGAUGAAUGUAACAUAAAUGACUCGCAUGAUUCGUAGAAAUGCUUUCUCAAACUCUCACGUUUCCGAUGCAGAUGCAUGCGUACACUGUGAUCUAGGUGUACAUAAAGAAUGUAUAAGAUUUUAUUUUGCUACAUCCCUUGCUCCGAAAAGCCAUAUGAAUGUAUGACUGUAGUGCUUUACAGUAACUGAAUAAAUAUUGCAGCAUA
Molecule: messenger RNA, 3745 nt
Organism: Danio aesculapii
Lineage: Eukaryota; Metazoa; Chordata; Actinopteri; Cypriniformes; Danionidae
Product: neurofilament medium polypeptide
Exons: 3
Coding region: 154-3471 (1105 amino acids)
Biological process (GO): neurofilament bundle assembly
Cellular component (GO): axon; postsynaptic intermediate filament cytoskeleton; cytoplasm
Molecular function (GO): structural constituent of cytoskeleton
Source: RefSeq, a predicted model, not a curated record